Messenger RNA from Anguilla anguilla (European eel), 2775 nucleotides. It is a transcript of the gene patl1, whose product is annotated as PAT1 homolog 1, processing body mRNA decay factor. The transcript is spliced from 18 exons. Gene Ontology annotation, molecular function: RNA binding. Gene Ontology annotation, cellular component: P-body. Lineage: Eukaryota; Metazoa; Chordata; Actinopteri; Anguilliformes; Anguillidae. Gene Ontology annotation, biological process: deadenylation-dependent decapping of nuclear-transcribed mRNA; P-body assembly. The coding region runs from base 132 to 2408 and encodes 758 amino acids. The record is from RefSeq and is a predicted model, not a curated record.
UUUAGGCGCGCGUCCACACAGUGGCGCGCUCACAGAACUCCUCAUCGCUGCGUAGUUUGCGCGGCGCCUCGCUGCUGUGACUCUGGGGAAAAACCUAGCCAAGCAUUUUACCUAUCCCGGAUUCGAGAUACAUGUUCCGUUUUCAGUCCCUGGAUGAAGACUGCACGCUUGAGGAGGAAGAGGGGCUGGUGGAAGAGGAAGAUGAGAUCGACCAGUUCAAUGAUGAUACCUUUGGAGCCGGAGCAAUAGAUGAUGACUGGCAGGAGGAACAUGCGCGUCUGGCUGAGUUGGAUGAGCGAGUGCGGGACGUGGUGGGGGGCGGCGGGGACGUAUCCUCUGCGCCCCUCCCUCCUGCCCCCAGAAGCAUCCCCCCUCCCUCUUCCCUGCCCCCUCCGGGGCUGGAGGAGAGGGGGGGCGGGGACUUGGCCGAAUCUCUCGCCCGGCUCAUCCUGGGGACGGACCCCGCCAUCGCUGGGGUGGGCGCGGCCGAGCCCGACAGAGUCCGCAUGCCCCUGCCCACGCACCAGCAGCCCCCUCCCUCCACCCUACCAGGCCCUCCGCACCCUCUGCUUGGCUACCAACAACACCAGCACCUGCUGCGGCGCGGGACGGCGCCCCUUCAGAUGAACUCUCACAGUAUUUGGGAGAACAGUAUGGGCUUUGGGCCUGUCAGUGUCACCCCUGGACUUGGUACUCACAUGGAGGACAGCCCGCUCAUGUCCAUCAUCAAGGAGGUGGGUCUGCCCAAGCGUCCCCCACAAAUCAGAAGCGACGAAAGCCGGGACCUGUCAGAGCGAGUCCCACCCCCUCGUUCUUCUUCGCCUGUGAUAGGUAGCCCGCCUGUGAGGGCGGUGCCCAUUGGAACCCCUCCCAAACAGCCAAUGAGCCAUGCACUCAAUCAACAGCUCCACUGCCCCACUGCAGUACAUGUAAGAGCCCCAGUCCAGCACCGAUACCCCCCUCCCUUCCCCGACCGCCUGUCCCCCAACACCUUGCUCAACAUCGCUAACUCUCCCCUCUGCAGACCCCCGUUUUCGGCCGGAGUGGGCCCCGUGCUGUCCCAGAUCCAGCGCGCCCAGCUGCUCAGCUCUCAGGUGGGGGGCUUCCCCAGGGGUGGUCCUGCUCCUCCCCUCUUGCCUGGGGGUGGUGGGGGGUUCAGGCCAUUUUUCGGGCAGCCCCCUCCCAGGGUUGGACCCCAUGUCCCCCCGAAUCACAAUAUAGUUCGCCACAACACCACCCACCUCCACCCUCAGCAUCGGAGAAUGCUGACUCAGAGGCUACAGAGCAGAGGUGACAGAGGGGGCAGAGUUGGCGACAGGCGGAUCAGGGACCCCUACAGUAACCUGAUGACGCAGCGGGAGAAGGACUGGGUGGCCCGCAUUCAGAUGAUGCAGCUGCAGAGCACUGACCCUUACCUGGAUGACUACUAUUACCAGAAUUACUACGAGAAGAUGGAGAAGAGGCAAGAGCGGGAUCGGGACAGCAGCCGGAAGGAGCACACUACCAAACUCAUCACUCCGCAGGUGGCCAAACUGGAGCACGCCUACAAGCCAGUGCAGUUUGCUGGCUCCCUGGGGAAGUUGACCGUAUCUAGUGUGAACAACCCCAGGAAAAUGAUUGAUGCUGUAGUGACCAGCCGAACUGAUGAUGAGGAGAAGAGAGAGAAGCAGGUCUGGAACAAGCGUAGACAGAUCCUGUACACCGUGGAGAAGAUGUACAGCCUGUUGUUAGAGGUGCAGGACUUUGAGAAGAAGUUCAUCCAGACGCCGGAGGAGCAGAGGGAAGCUCUGCUGGAGCAGCACAAGACGCACACCCUGCAGCUGUACAACACGCUGAGAGAGAGGGAGUGGGACGACAGAGUGAGCGACGAGCAGUGUCUGAUGAUCAUGUCCGUGAGGAAAGGGAAGAGGCUCGUCUCCCGGCUCCUCCCCUUCCUGCCCCCGCCGCAGGCUGCCGCCGUCGUCAUGGCGAUCGCCCGAAACAUGCCGGCGCUGGCUAAGAAGGACAAGCAAGACCAGGUGCUGUGCUGGCUGGUGGAGCCGGUCGCUGUGGUCAUCCAGUCUCUCUCCAGCUCGGCCCUCACAGACCUGCUGCAGGAGCUCCAGGGCACCGAAGGCCAGCUCCCCCGUGUGCUGCAAAACAAGUUUGGCGUGACGCUGCUUUACCUGAUUCUGAGCGAGGGCGAGAGGAUGCAGAGCUCCGAUCCCAACUGUCAGCUAAUGGACGACAAUCGAUGGACAGAGUUGGUGUUCUCUGUGACCAGGGAGCUGUUGAACGUCCCUCCCUCCUCUCUCUCUCCUCCGCUCUUCACCCCUCCCAACCUCCUCUCUCUCUUCUCUCGCUACGUAGACCGACAGCGCCUGGAGCUGCUGCAGGAGAAACUACAGAUCUCGGCUCUGUCUAGGUAGAAUUUGGUUCACGCAUCAAGAAUACCCCAUUGAAGAGUGGCCGACUGUGCAUUUGUGUGUGUGUGUGUGUGUUCCUGUCUGAGCGAAUGUGGGAGGGAUUAUUUGGUUGAUACAGAUUUUAAUCCUGCAAGAAAUGUCUGUCACUUUUUUUUCUUACGUUUAUUAGGUGUGCUUGCGUGCGUGCUUACCUGUGUGUGUAUGUAUGCGUGUAUGGGUGUGUGUGUGAGUGUGCGUGCGUGCCCUCAUUCUAGCCAGCCUGUGCGAAGAGUGAUAAGAUUAAAAUGGAAGAAAGUCACAUUUUUAAAAAAAUCUUGUUAACAUGAUGCCCGUUAUGGAAUUAAAAUUAUUUCUAUUGUAUAAAGUUGAA